GAGGGAGAGGCGGCCAGGAGGCAGGCAUCUCCCCCCAAUUUUUUUCCCACCCACCCCCCGCCGUCCACUCCCAUCCCUCGAAAUCCCCCUCGGACAGUCGGGCCCAUGGCCGGGGUCAGCUACUCCGCGCCCUGGUGGGUGAAUCUCUUGCACCGGCUGCCCCAUUUCAACCUGCAGUGGGAGACGACGAGCAACCAGUUCCGGCCCGAGGACACGGAAUACCAGCAGGCGCUGUUGCUGCUGGGUAGUGUAGCCCUAUCUUGCCUGGCUCUGGACCUCCUCUUCCUCCUCUUCUACUCCUUCUGGCUGUGCUGUCGCCAUCGGAAAAGUGAGGAACAUCUCGAUGCUGACUGCUGCUGCACAGCCUGGUGUGUCAUUAUCGCCACCCUGGUCUGCAGUGCUGGCAUCGCCGUGGGAUUCUAUGGCAAUGGAGAGACCAGCGACGGCAUUCACCGGGUCACAUAUUCGCUUCGCCAUGCAAACCGCACUGUGGCUGGAGUCCAGGAUCGGGUGACAGACACCACAAUGGCUCUCAAUCAGACGGUGGAGACCAGCCUUCAGACCCUGGAGAAACUCUACACGAAACAUACUGACUAUCUGCACAUUGUCCAGAAACUCCAAGGGCUUCUGUAUGACUUGGUCCGGCAGACCACGGAGAUCCCCUUCUGGAGGAAUAGCGGCGUGUCACUGGAAGAUCUGGCCAUCCAGGUCGACCUCUAUGACUGGUACAGGUGGCUGGGAUACCUGGGCCUUCUCCUUUUUGAUGUCUUGAUCUGUUUGCUUGUGCUCCUUGGACUCAUCCGGAACUCCAAGGCCAUCCUAGUAGGGGUGUGUUUGCUGGGUGUGCUAGCCUUGGUCAUCAGCUGGGGAUCCCUGGGGCUAGAAUUGGCAGUCUCUGUGGGUUCCAGUGACUUUUGUGUGGACCCCGAUACCUAUGUGACUAAGAUGGUAGAAGAUCACUCAGUACUAGGUGCAGAGAUCCUUCACUAUUACCUGGACUGUUCUGCUGGAUACAUAAACCCCUUUCAGCAGAAGCUAUCUGGGAGUCACAAAGCCCUGGUGGAAAUGCAAGAUGAUGUUCUGGAGCUCUUGAGGUCUGCCCUUAGAGAAUACCCCACUUCCAAGGAUUACCUGAUACGCAUCCAGGAAGUUCUGAAUUCCACAGAGAUCAAUCUACAGCAUUUGACUGCCUUGGUGGAUUGCCGCAGCCUGCAUCUGGAUUACGUCCAGGCUCUGACUGGCUUCUGUUACGAUGGAGUAGAGGGUCUCAUCUACCUGGUGCUUUUCUCUUUUGUCACGGCCCUCAUGUUCAGCUCUAUCGUGUGCAGUGUUCCUCAUACCUGGCAGCAGAAAAGGGCUGCUGAUGAUGAUGGGGAAGAAGAGUCUGCAGCUCCAGGAACGAGGCAGACCCAUGACAACCUCUAUCGGGUACACAUGCCCAGUCUGUACAGCUGUGGGAGCAGCUAUGGCAGUGAGACCAGCAUCCCUGCGGCAGCACACACAGUCAGCAAUGCCCCUGUCACGGAGUACAUGAGCCAGAAUGCGAAUUUCCAGAACCCUCGAUGUGAGAACACCCCUCUGAUUGGCCGAGAAUCCCCACCGCCUUCACUAUAUCUGGCUGCCUUGGACAAUAGUAGCCAUAUGAGCUGGCAGUUUAAGCCCUCGGACAGUUCAAGGACGUACUGGUAACAGCAGCGCCCUCAAAUGAAACAGUACACCUCCAGCAUGAGAGCCAAAUACCUCGCUACCAACCAACCUCGCCCUGACUCCAGCAGCGGGCAUUAGACACCGAUCGCAAAUGUGCCAACUGCCCCCCUGCCCCCCUGUGCUCCCUUGCCAAACCACUCUGCUUUCCUCCCUUCACUCCUCCUGAUGCUGGCGCUGUACCUCCCGCUUCUGCUGCUCCCAGCAUCUGGCCACUGGGACUCUGAGCGGCCAAGGACCACCAGGGAAUGAGCUCAGUGAGAGGGCAGGGGGCUCCUGGGGCAGCUAAGGACUCGCUUUCCAGCCUACACGAGCUGCACAGGCCACGGGCCCAGACUCAUGUGCUUCUUCCAUAAGCCAGAUGGGAAUAUUAACAGAUCAGUUUCCUCCUCCUCUUCCUCUGCCUCAUCCAUCUCUGUCCCUUCUGCAGAAGGAAAAGAUGCUUUGGAGGUCUGGGCUCUGGAGCGAUUCCUAACGGUGCUUCUCUCAUUCAUUCUGGACCAGCUUCAAGUUAUGAGGGCUUGGAGUCCAGGGUGUCCUUGUCCCGGUCAGGAAAACAGUCUCAUAUGCAUCCCUCUGUGACCCGAACAUACACUUGUGCUGACCCAAACAGCCUCACCUUGACCUAAAUGUAUACCUUUAUGCUAACCCAGAUAUAUAUACUCACUUUGACACAUACUCUUUUGCCAUUGAAUAUAAGCUCCCUCAGUCUCUCUCUCUGUCUCUCUCUCUGUCUCUCUCUCUGUCUCUCUGUCUCUCUCUCUCUCUCUCUCUCUGUCUCUCUCUCUCUCUGUCUCUCUCUGUCUCUCUCUCUGUCUCACCCUCACCUAGGAGGGAGCCCAUGCACACACUUUCUGUCUCUGUGUCUGCAACUCUGUCUUUCUGUCUCUCCCUAGUUGUCUGUCUCAUCUCCCUCUUCUCUCUUUUUCUUUCUCUCCUUUCCUCUCUCCCUUCCCCCCUUUUCACUCUUUCUCUCUCUCUCACACACACACACACAUGCAUACACACACACACACAUGUGUACACACAUACGUGAGCCCACAAGCCAUGUUCCCCAGCUCACCACUUUUAGCUUCUUGUUAGAGGCCUUACUGCAGAGAGUUAGUCUCCAUCUAUGGGGAGGUGGAUUAUGGGUCAUGGUAGGAACCUCUAACUUCCCUGCCCUUCAAAGCCAAGGUCAUUCUCUCAUUGCCUUCUCUUUUCCCUUCCCUGGUCCUCACCUUUGUCUCCUGGAGCCUCUGAGAAAAGAGUGUUCAAAUUCCUUCUUCACGUUAAGGUGAGCCGCAGGUGCCCAGUGCUGAACCAAAAGCUUGGGCCCCUUCACUUCCCUGGCCUUCCCGAACCCUAGGUUACCCCUCUGCCCCUAUCUUCUCUCCAGUGUGGCUAUCUGGGACCUACCAAGCGUCAGCAGGAGCUGGCCACCCCCUUGGUGCCAAAUUCCCUUUGGCAAAAUACUUGCCAUCUUUUUUUUUUUUUUUGCACUAAUCACAUUUGUAAUCUCUAGGCAGAAUACUCCAGAAGUUUUCCAGAGAUAUGGGCCAGAUGAGAGAUCCAUAGGGUAUAGUGGUUACUGCUGGACUAUUUUCCUGUUUCCCUCUUCUUUUUUUUACUUUUUUUUAAACCCAGGAAUAGAAGCACUGCCCUCCCAGAGAGAUCUCUGGGAGGCUAGGAUUCAGGUCCCUGCUUCUCUAGGCCUCUGUUUGAUUGCAUCAGAAAUAGAAAGCCAAGGACUCAUGAGCCAGCUGUGAAUGGGAGAUCUGUGUAUCCUCCCUCUUCCUGGUUCUAACCACUAACCUCACUUCCCACAUGUCCCUGGAUUCCUCAGACCACUGGGCCUGAAUGGCAGAGAGGAGAAGGGCUAGGACCAGUGGCUUUGAUCGUAGCCCUGAGUCCAAGGCCCCUUGCUCCCAGAAGAGAUUGUCCAGCCAGGCCAGCAUCCAUCCAUCUCCACCCCUUCCUCAUCCAGAAGUGUUACCCACACUGAGGUUUCCAGGAUGGAGAAAGCAAUGAAUCUGGAUACAUGGAGGAAGGGGAGAGUUGGCCUUCUACCAAUGGGAUAAAAUUGCUUCUGCAAAGUGCUCGAGAGAGAGGAACAGCCAAGAUGGUCCUUGUUCCAGAGUCCGCCUCCCGCCGGUCCUAGUCCUUUCAGCUAUUCUGAAUGGCCUCUCUGUAGUGGCCCUGUAGACCUGAGAGAAGAGUGUCUGAACAGGCGUUUGAAGUAUGAGCUAGGGCUGGCCACUGAGCCUCCGUGUCUCAGCCUCCCUGUCUAUGAAAUGGGAAUGAGACAUCUGUCAUAAGGUGCUUGCUGCCUUUGUGUACACUUGUGACACAUUCCAAGUCUCCUCUUCUGCCUCCCUUCUUCCUUUUGCCAGAAAGCCAGGGAGAGCCACCAUCUUCCUUCUGUCUGUCCCACCUCCUCUCCCUCGGGCCACCUACCUACUUGGCAGAAUGUUUACCAGAGAUAUGAGGUAUCUAGGCCCAGAGAAUCUAGAGUAGACACAAAACAUUAAGACCAGGAUUUAGUCACUGCCCACUGGGUGGGAGGAGCUAGCUGGAUUAUCAGGGUUGGGGGCCUUGCCAGAGUCUAUUGCAGGCCGAGGGGGAGCCUUUAGGUAAAGCUUUGUGUAGUGAAGAGAAGAAGCAUCAAGUGUAAGUUCAUAUAAGACAAGAAGAUGAGGGGACCCACAUUCCCAUUUCUACUGGAAAUGACCAAGGCUUCCAUCUCCCUGGGCUGUUUUUAAAAUCUUUCCUCUAUUGUCUGUGUGCCCCCUACACCUCAUUAAUGGUCCCUGGGAACUUGAGUUAAUCUAGGACAGCAGUUCUCAAAAUAUGGUCCAGGGACCUAUGGGGUAGGACUCUUUUACAGAGUCCUCAGAGAAAAAGCAAUUUUCAUAAUACUAAAAUGUUUUCAUUUCUAAUAUGGUAACUAUCCAUAGAUGUAACCCAGAUAAACCAAAGCUCUUUGGAGGGGGUCCUCAAUCAUUUUUAAGAAAAGUGUAAAAGGGUCCUGUUGGGCCUAGAAGAACAAGGUAGGGUCACAAUGCCAACUCCAUUUCUGAGAACAAGGCAGUUUCUAGGGUGUGAAGGGAUUGGUGGGGCCUGUCCUGGGAAGGAUGGAGGAAGGAUAUUUAGUUUCAUUGAAGCAGCAGGAAGACAAGAUCCCCACCUGGAGCCAGGUUUUAGGUGGCCAAAGCCCUACCCAAUACCCAGCACCCACCCCCUACCCCCCACAUAUGUCUGAUGACUCAAAAAGGGAGCAGGCAGGUCUCUCCAAAGAGACCUCAGCUCCUCAACACACAGGACAGGACCACCUGGAAUAAAAUCCCUAGUAAUAGAGGUUGUGCUUCAGAGGCCAGAAGAGAGUUGCUACCUGUGUCAUGGCAUCCCCCAUGGAAGAAACCAACGUGUACUAUGAACACCUGUUCCACCGCCCCAAAGGACACCAGGCUGGGAAGUGACCAGCCAUGGCCACCACAUUGCAACCUAGAAUCAGCUAGUGGUCCUCCAGUGCCAUUGAGAACCUCAGGGGGUAUCUGGAAGGGAGAUCCUUUGUCCCAGCCCCUCAUCUGACCCCAGACUCCUUCAGGGAAGGGACCAUGGUUUUCUAAGUCAGGAGAGUUGCCCAUCCCCCCCAGGGGAUGCUGUGAUAGCUCCCAACUCCAUUCACAGCAGCUCCUUCUAGUAUCCCUAUCAGUGGAGUUAGAAGCAAGGCAACAAUUUCCCAUUGGUCCAUCUGGACCUUUUUUUUUUUUUUUUAAACCAUACAUCUGAGCUGCUGGCCUCCCAUCUCUGGGCACCAGACAACUUCCUGAAUGUUAUCACUAGGACAUCUUGGAAACUGCCAACAGUUACUUCCUUCAUGUGAAACAUCUCUAGUCCCUUCUCUUCCCUUCUAUCACUGCAUUCUGGACAUGGAUGUGACUGAGCCUCAGCCAUCUCUGUCUUUUUUUUUAGAAGCACAAACAUUAAUUAUCAGCUUUGUCUGGUAUGUUCGGUUCUUUUUCCACUGCAUCCUCAUGAGUGAAACAAAAACAAAAAAGAACCCACCACUGAUCAGAUCAACCACCUCCCACAAAAAAAGCAAAAAAAAAAUCCCUCCAGUUCAGGGAGGGAUGGGGGCCUGUGGACUUUUUUUCCCAAGCACAUGGACAUCUCCACAAUGUGAAUGUAAAUAGCAUGUUGAACUCCUGGGGCCAGUGUUCAGGACUGCAUUGUACUCGUUAAAAGAAAUCAAACUCCAGACUUGGCUGUGAAUUUCUCGUGCUGUCUUGGGAAUCUUUAACUGUAGUGUUUGUAUCCUGUCUGUAAUCUUUUAACUUAGUUAAUUUUACUUGCCUAUAUGGAAAAGAAAAAAAAGGGGGGGGGUUCAAACCGAAAACUCAGCACUUGGAAUGGGGCUUUUGCAACACCCAAUUCGCAUCCUAGGCAAAGAGCCUUGGGCUGCCACCUUAGAUUGGUUUGAAUUAUUUUUAACCCCUUCCCUCCCCCAAAUGCAUCCCUUGACCCUCUCAGCCCCUCAAUUUGACUUCUAAAUGUAAGUUUUCUUUAUCCCAGAAGUCGAUGUGUCUUCCAUCUGUCCCACGGAACUGAUUGUUUGAUGGGGUGAAGAGAACCAGCUCCAGGGCCAUACCAAAGGCAAGGUGGCUGGAGCAUUUCCCCAGGGUUCUAAGAUUUAGAGGGUGCCAAAAGCACCAUCCUAGGAUUCUACCUUCUUGGUCACUGCACCCUAGUUGAGGUAACCUUUCCCAUGUCAGACACAACAAUUUCUAAUUAUAUUUGUGACAUCAUCAGUUGUUGUUACAUCAUUCCUUCUACGCAACCAGAAUGGACUGGAAACUUGUGGACCUCUCCUGCUUCACAGUGGGGACUCAUCGUCUCAGACUGAUCCGAGUACAACAGGAGAGGAAACAUUCCAGUUCUCCCUUUAGGGUGGAAAUCUUUUUAUCUGAUUUCAGCCCUAGAAGCAGCACACGAAUGGAGGAGGGAAGACUGGGAGGGAAUUUUAGUUAUCUCCAUCCCACCUUUGGGGAUGAAAAGGAUUCAUUCAGAGGUUCCUCUGAGUGGUUCAGCAUGAAGGAGGGGAUGGUCACCGACUGAGUCAUUUACAGGAUGUACCUAAGACUCCUGGGAUAUGAAAAGAAAUGGGAGUGUUUCUGAAUGGAGGUAUAAGCCCAGAUUUCUUCCAGUGAGGGAGAGAGCAGGGAUUACUCUGGUCCUCUUUCUUUCCCUAGUAGCUCACUAGGCUGAGAGUAGAUGGAGCAUUCCCCGCCCUUCCACUCCAUCCCUCCCUGGAGUAGAUCUUGGCUUUGUUCCUCAGCUUGGCUCAGAAAGAUUGUGACUUAACUCAAGGGUAAGUUUGUUUCCCAGCAAACCAGCGGGCCUCACCAUCCCCUAACUCACACGUCACUUCUUGUUCCAAAGGCUCCCUUAUCAUCAGUUGGGGUGGAGGGAUGUUGUCCAAUGUCUUAGACCCCAGACUGACCCUUCUCGAGUGAUUGAUUGUCCAAGGCCGCUGGAGGGCCUCCACCCUCAAACACAAUUUCGUUUUGUUCUGAUCGAGUUCUUAUAACGGGGGAGUUGAUAGAACACCAUAUUCUCCAUUGGUCCCAGCAACUGAUCUUCCUGACUUUGCCAUAAAGUCGGAGAUCCAUUGCUGGAAAGAAAACGGGAUGCAGAAGGAGGAGGACACCAUGUCCUGCUCCCUUUGACUUAGAGGGCAGGGAGGUGGGAGGACUGACAGACAUCCCUAAGGGCUGCCCCGUGUACCCAUCUCACUAUGCAAUUCCAAAGUAGCAUUUUACUUCCAACCCCCCCCCCACCAAGCCCCAUCAAUGGAUGCCUCCCUUGACCCCAAUCAGCUCCCAGGGACCUCCUCAGGGCCAGGCCAUGGAGAACAACUUCUCUGACAGGAGGGUGUUGGUGGGACUUGAAUGGUCAUCCUGUCCUUGAGCCUUUUGUACUGAUUUUGGUUUUGUUGUGUUUUUAACCAUAAUGGUUGUAUAUCAUACCACUUUAUAUUCAUUAUAUAUAAUAUAUAAAUAUAUAUGUUUUUUUUAAAGGAAA
This is a messenger RNA of Dromiciops gliroides (monito del monte), 7767 nucleotides long. It is a transcript of the gene TTYH3, whose product is annotated as tweety family member 3. The transcript has 15 exons. Gene Ontology annotation, molecular function: intracellularly calcium-gated chloride channel activity; volume-sensitive chloride channel activity. NCBI's taxonomy places the organism in Eukaryota, Metazoa, Chordata, Mammalia, Microbiotheria, Microbiotheriidae. Bases 106 to 1689 code for a protein of 527 amino acids. The record is from RefSeq and is a predicted model, not a curated record. Gene Ontology annotation, cellular component: plasma membrane.